GCAGAGCGGCAGCAGCGGGGUCGGCAGCUCUCCAUGCGUAGCGGCUCUCUGGACAAACUAACCCGCGGUAAUAUCCUCACUUAAACAGACCGAUAAUAACACUGCUAACUCCUGAUUAAUCAGCAUGACCGAGGCGGCGUGUCGUUUGAAAACCAACUACAUCAACUAACUGAACAUUCAGCGAGCCUCGUCCGUCACCGCUGAUCCAUUGUUAGUUAUUGUCAGCACGUUGACGUUCACUUGCCAACAGCAACAACGACAAAAACACCCAUUUCGAGCUGACCUUUAAUCGAUUUGGGUGGACCUGCUUAAUACGGGAUCGACUUUCACGGAUUUGACAUUAGAGGACGUCCACCUGAGCAGAAGUAAAGGCUGGAUAUUACCUUUAUCGAGGAGCUGAAUGGCCUCCGUUGUAGCAGUGAAAACUGAGAAGCGACCUGCAGCUGAUUCUCAGGAUGCAGAAUCUAAUGCUAAAAAGCCCAGGAAACUGCUGCCCAGCCUGAAGACGAAGCGAGCCCCUGAACUUGUCCUGGUGAUCGGCACUGGGGUGAGCUCUGCAGUGGCCCCUCAGGUCCCAGCUCUCCGCUCCUGGAAAGGCCUCAUCCAGGCCUUACUCGAUGCAGCAAAUGACUUUGACCUGCUGGAGGAGGAGGAGAGCCGGCGCUUCCAGAAGCACAUGCAGGAAGAUAAGAAUUUGGUGCACGUGGCCCAUGACCUCAUUCAGAAACUUUCCCCGAGGACCGGAAAUGUGCGAUCCACGUUCUUCAAAGACUGUCUUUACGAGGUGUUUGAUGAUUUGGAAAGCAAGAUGGAGCACGCAGGAAAACAUCUGCUGAGGUCCGUGCUGCAGCUGAUGGAGAGCGGCGCCCUGGUCCUCACGACCAACUUUGACAACCUGCUGGAGAUCUACGCGGCCCACCAGGGCACCAAACUGGAGUCUUUGGACCUUACGGAUGAGAAGAAGGUGUUGGAGUGGGCUCAGGAAAAACGAAGGUUAAGUGUUCUGCAUAUCCAUGGUGUUUACACCAACCCCAGUGGUAUUGUACUGCACCCUGCUGGCUACCAGAAUGUACUAAGGAACACGGAGGUUAUGCGCGAGAUCCAGAAACUGUACGAGACCAAAUCGUUCGUGUUCCUCGGCUGCGGGCGCACAGUGGACGACACGACCUUCCAGGCCUUGUUCCUAGAGGCCGUCAAACACAAGUCUGACCUGGAGCACUUCAUGCUCGUGCGGCGGGAGGACGUGGGCGAGUUCAAGAAGCUGCGUGACAACAUGCUGGAUAAGGGCAUCAAGGUAAUCUCCUAUGGAGACGAGUACGCUGACCUGCCUGAGUACUUUGAGAGGCUGGCCAAUGAGAUCUGCAACCGGGACGUGUCCACCAACAGUUGGGGGUCCCCCUCACAAAACGGGGAGGAACAGCAGAACGGGUUUAACACACAGAAAAACCUUCUUCAAGGUUAGGACUGAGGCUUCUGUGAACUUGACAAGAGACAUUUUCACAAAUCAUCAAGAACCCUGCCCGCCCAGGACUCUUGGGUUGCUAUGACUCGCUGGUAGAUAGACAAUCCAGACUCAAACUGGCCUGGGAUUUCCACUGACAAGACUCGCUGGUACCUUUUUUUUCCAAAAGCCUCAAGUAAUUUUGCAUGACUGUUAAUGCUAUGUUCGUAUUCCUAGCCCAAAUAAAGUUAUUAAAAUCUAGAUUGAUUUUGACGGUCUGUACAGCCGAGAACCGUACACCCUGCUGACAAUCCCACCAAGCAAGGCAGGACAUAGAAGCAUCCUCCCUCUCUGGUGCUUUCUUGUAACUUGCACCACUACUCCACGUAUCCAUUUGCAACAGCAGCAAAGCCAGUUCAACCCUUUUGCUUGCUCUGUUUGCUAUGCCUAGAGGUUACCAUGGCAACCAUGUGGCUUAUGGAAGAUGAGAUCUAUUAUUCACAAUCUAGUAUAAUGUAGAGAGCCAGGGAGAAAGUUGAGGUUUCAAUCAGAUUUGGGUUGGCAGUGUGAACAUAGCUGUGACUGAAGAAUUUUUACACGUUUUUUUUUUUUUAACUGCUCAUUGAAGUUGUUGCUUUUCAGUUUUUCCAAUAUGAUGAUUCAUGACAGGAGCAGUGAUUUUCUUUUAAAGCUGUAGUGAGACUAGUUGACUGAGUGGUAUUCAGCCUGGUUUAACUGAAUGUAGGAUUAUACAGGAGGCCUUAAAGCUGUCCCUAUUGUUUAAAUAUAGUUCUUUUGUAAAGGGGAGAAGUAUAAACUGGCACAAACUCGCUCCCCUGUUUUUAAAGCAGCGCAAAGAUUAUUUUUAGCCCUUUAUGUCCCCCUAUAGGUGGUGGAGGUUAGGUCGCUUAUACAACACAAUCUAAAAUAUACUUUUGUUCGGUCUCGAGCUGCAUGCCUUUCUUGAAUAAUUACUUUCUUGAGUCUUAGUCGCCCUGAUGUCAACCGUCAUUGACAUAGUACUAUAAAGCGGUACAUAGAUGUGUUUUGCUUUGGGCAGGAAUCUAAAGUUACUCGAUACCAAGGAUGGGAGCUGGAUGACAUUUCCUAAAAGUAAUCACAUGUUGCCUGAAAUACAAUCUGACAUUUGAACAUAAAAAUAUGUCCUUUGUGCUGCUUUAGAUGUUGAAGGUUCUCUAUUUAACAGGUUGAAUGUCAUUUUAGUGUACGGAGAAGACGGUAGCUUGACAGAAGUGAUACCUCUAAAUCCAGGCAGAUGUUGACUGUGCCAUUUGGAUUCAUAUGUACACGAGGAAAGUAAAACAAUCCUCCUUUACCUACCUGGAAGCUUCAGGACGCAUCGUAGCGUCCACUUGUGAACAGUUUUGUGUUGAUGGAUUGAGUUCUCUCUACCCUACCAGGAUAAUUUGCACACUUAUGUUCAUGGGCAAAGAACGGACAGAAAUAAUCAUCACAGAAAGUGAAUUAUGUUGAAUUUAAACUCAAGAGUUUUCAUACCGGAGCAAUUUUCCUGCCAGUUGCAGUUUGCCACUCCUGUGAUGAAAAUAAAUGUACUUUGUAAGCAUUUUUUUCUUUUUUGUAUUUUUAAUACUUGCAUGUGUUUUCUGGUGUAGUAUUUAUAAGUACUAUUUUCAAAAAUAAAGCUUUUUUGCUUAUGCUA
This is a messenger RNA of Cololabis saira (Pacific saury), 3122 nucleotides long. RefSeq names its product family with sequence similarity 118 member B (gene siral1). The record is from RefSeq and is a predicted model, not a curated record. Lineage: Eukaryota; Metazoa; Chordata; Actinopteri; Beloniformes; Belonidae. The transcript is spliced from 7 exons. The coding region runs from base 401 to 1462 and encodes 353 amino acids.